GGAAUUUGGAGAGUGCUGAAGUUUCCCCUGAUGGCAAGAGACAAGAAAAGUGAUAGAAGAUGCAAGGCUAUAUAAGUGUGGCGCGCGUAGAACUCGGUGAGAAUGGCACUUAACACUCAGAUCAGAACUAUGACUUUUCUCGUGUGUGAUGUCUUACAAGAUGGUGAAAUAGAUGUUUUCUUUGGGUAAAGCUAUUAAUUACGGCUUAAUGAGCACAAACCUGCGAUGUAGCACCCAGACUGCGGGAUAAAAUGAUAAUAAAUGAAAGCGGUCUGACGAACGGUUCUAUGCUGGCCUACCAAGGCACUACGCUGAAUCGCCCGCCGUGGAUUGCGACGACUUUGGGAUGCUUUCUGAUUUUCACCAUUGUCGUUGAUAUUUUGGGCAAUCUCCUUGUAAUUAUCUCCGUGUGCAGAAACAAAAAACUCAGAAACGCAGGAAAUGUGUUUGUGGUGAGCCUGGCAGUAGCAGACCUGGUGGUGGCCUUCUAUCCCUACCCUCUGGUCCUCACCUCUAUAAUACACAACGGCUGGAACCUGGGCUUCGUCCACUGCCAGGUCAGCGGCUUCCUCAUGGGCCUCAGCGUCAUCGGCUCCAUCUUCAACAUCACCGGCAUCGCCAUCAACCGCUACUGCUACAUAUGUCACAGUCUUAAAUACGACAGGCUAUACAGCAACAGCAACUCUGUGUGCCACGUCCUGCUCAUCUGGCUGCUGACCGUGGUGGCCCUGGUGCCCAACUUCUUUGUGGGCUCGCUGCAGUAUGACCCCCGAGUGUAUUCGUGUACUUUCGUCCAGUCGGCCAGUUCGGCCUACACCAUCGCCGUGGUCUUCUUCCACUUCAUCCUGCCCAUCAUGAUCGUCACCUACUGUUACCUGAGGAUUUGGAUUCUGGUCAUCCAGGUGAGGCGGAGGGUCAAGCCUGAGUUCAGGCCGAGGCUCACGCCGCACGACGUGAGGAACUUUGUCACGAUGUUCGUGGUGUUCGUCCUGUUCGCCGUGUGUUGGGCACCGCUGAACUUCAUUGGACUGGCCGUGGCCAUGAACCCUGCCGCGGUAAUACCCAUGAUUCCAGAGUGGCUGUUUGUUUUCAGCUACUUCAUGGCCUACUUCAACAGCUGCCUUAACGCCAUUGUCUAUGGGCUGCUCAACCAGAAUUUCAGGAGGGAGUACAAACGGAUAGUAGUCUCACUUUGCACUCCCAGAAUGUUCUUCUCUGACAGUUCCAACGAUGCUGUGGAGAGAGUCAAAAGUAAAGACAAGAGUAAGCCAUCCCAACUAAUAACUAACAACAACCAAGUGAAGGUAGACUCUGUGUGAGAGGUUAUAAUACUGAGAACACUGUGAAAGACAUACCAAAAACACUUAUUUACCGCUUCCAGACUGCAGCCGUGUUAAUGGUGUAUAGUCAUGUACUGAGAUGAAACCAGUGACACUUUUCCACAUCUUUCAGUCAAGGUGCAUUAGAGUAACUAUGUUCCUGUCUUACUGUUUACAAUGAUGAACUAUCAACGUAUGCUAUGUUUUUUGGGUUGACAAUGGAGAAUAUGAAAAAAUGUCAAAGCAUAGAACUUAAAGGUUUUCUGACAUUAUGCUAUAUCAGUGCUGCCCAACCCUGUCCCUGGAGGUCGACCAUCCUGCGGAUUUCCUCUACAAUCCUGGUUGUGACUAACCAAAUGUAGCUUUUUCCCUAGCUAAUUAUUUCAAUUAGGUGGGAUUAAUUAGGGUUGGGGAAAAAACAUUCACAAUGCUAGAUCUUCAGGAACAGUGUUGAACAGCCAUGUGCUAUAUGGACAAGUGUAAGGUACCUAUGUCUUAACCUGAAAAGUAACAUUCAGUAGUAACAAUUGUUACUUCUGACUACCAUGUUGAAGUUGUAAUACAUAACAUUUGUUGCUGAUGUAUAGUUCAGAAGAACCUCUUUAAAAGCGAUAUGUUUGUCAUUAGGUGUUUCACACAGUUCGUACUAUGUAACAUAAAAAUCUGUUCCACAGAUCUGCUGGGGUUCUCUCUUGGGUAUACUGUAUGCAGAGUAACUCCAAAUCAUUGAAAUAUGAUCAGUUGUUUGAACAGCAUUAACAAAUGUUUUACUAGUUGCUUGUAAAAAUUCAGAGCGCUGAAAUGUGAUACAGGUAAUAAGUGAAGAGGUAAUUUAAAAUAAAGAAAAAUGUAAUCUAACCAUA
Molecule: messenger RNA, 2182 nt
Organism: Esox lucius (northern pike)
Lineage: Eukaryota; Metazoa; Chordata; Actinopteri; Esociformes; Esocidae
Gene: mtnr1ab
Product: melatonin receptor 1A b
Exons: 2
Coding region: 252-1319 (355 amino acids)
Biological process (GO): G protein-coupled receptor signaling pathway
Cellular component (GO): membrane
Molecular function (GO): melatonin receptor activity
Source: RefSeq, a predicted model, not a curated record